GAAAAACUAUUUUUUUUUGACAAUCUUUAUGAUCGGAAGAAAUAGAACACAAGUCACACAGAGAUAUAUGUUUUUCUUUCUUUUCUUUUUUAUAUGGGUUCCAAGUCAAGACGUUCGGUUUCUCCUGAUAGGAAGAAAAGAAAAAGACACAGUAGGUCACCUUUAGGGCAUAGAAGAAGACAUGAAGGUCGCGAUAAACAUGAUAGUCACUCGGAUAGACGAUAUGCUUCAUCUGAUUCUAGCUCAGACCAUCAUAAAAGAAGACACAAAAAACAUAAAAAGAUAAGAAGCACAAGACAUCAAAAAAAACACAAGCCUACAUUAUCUGCUGUGGGUGAUCAAUGGGGGAAAUAUGGUAUUAUUCAUGAAGCAGAAAGCUCUUGGUUAAUUGAAGUCAAGACAGCCAAUGUAGAGACACUCAGUAACAGUAAGCGUAAAGACAUGUUUAUUGAUUUUAUGGAGGAUUACAAUACAGCUACUAUGCCUCAUGAAAAAUUCUAUAACCUUCAUGCUUGGGAGAGACGUCAAGAAGCAUUAAGAAUGGGUGAAAGUAUUACCAUGACAAGUGAAGAAUUCGACUUUAAAAAAGAUGAAGAACAAUUAAGACUACAACAUCGUCAAGCAGCUCGAGCAAAAUCAUCACGUCAACCUGCUUUACAAUUAACAAAAGAAAAGAUUGAAGAAUUGGCUCGAGUCAAUCGAGAACGCAUUGAAGCUGAUCGUAUGCGUAAGAUGGGUUUGACGCCUAAAGAAGGCAUGGGUGUCUUGUAUGAAUAUGAAGAAAUCUAGGGCAAUAAAAUAUACACAAUGAUUGGCUCAAAAGUAAUGCUUCCUUUGAUCUCAG
Gilbertella persicaria is the source of this 844-nucleotide messenger RNA. RefSeq lists its product as uncharacterized. The record is from RefSeq and is a predicted model, not a curated record. Bases 94 to 789 code for a protein of 231 amino acids. The transcript is spliced from 6 exons. Lineage: Eukaryota; Fungi; Mucoromycota; Mucoromycetes; Mucorales; Choanephoraceae.